Messenger RNA from Cucumis melo (muskmelon), 1839 nucleotides. RefSeq lists its product as uncharacterized. NCBI's taxonomy places the organism in Eukaryota, Viridiplantae, Streptophyta, Magnoliopsida, Cucurbitales, Cucurbitaceae. The transcript has 12 exons. Gene Ontology annotation, molecular function: syntaxin binding. The coding region runs from base 159 to 1532 and encodes 457 amino acids. The record is from RefSeq and is a predicted model, not a curated record.
ACAAAUACAGUUUUGGAGAAAAAACAAGAAAAUCAGGCAGUAAGGCACACUAUUGAAAUCGGUUCGAGGGACCUUCACUGACUAGACUAACUCACUGAAAGAUCACCGUAGAUCGCUCUGCCAGUCUCAACUUCACUACCCUUAAACAACCUGGUUGUAUGGAGAACCCAGGUCUAAAUCACCGUCCUGAUGUAGAUUCACUGUCAGAUGGUUUUGUUGAAAGCUCUGCAGAAACUCAAACACCUUCGACACAGAAUUUUGAAGAAGCAGAGCCAUUAGAUUGCCAACAAAUUUUGUUACCAGAAUCUGAUCUUUCCAAUGAUCAAAGGCAUGAGAUCAUGGAAAAUGUUGAAACUGAGAAAUGUAGUUCAGAGAAUACUCAAAAGUUGGAAACUUUAACUGUUGCUUCAUCUGAAACGGAAAAAUUCAAUAAUUUGGAGAGUUUAGAAAAGAUAGCUGGUAAGGGUUGUAUGGAACUAGCAGAAACUGACAUUCUUAAUGUAAAAGAAUCUUCUGAUGAGGCUGCAAUUGACGAGUCUGGCUGCCGAAAAUUAAAAGGAGAAGCUCAAGUCGAGUCUCAAAGUUCAGACAAGGCCACUGGUGUCGGGUUAGAUGCAUCGAUGGCACAUGAGAAGGAAAUGUCUGUGACAAAGGUUGUUCAAACUACGAAAAAUGAAAGUGCUGAACUCAAACGAAAGAAUCCAAAGCGUACAUUUAAGUCAGAAAAGGAGUUUCUUGAAUUUACUUUAAAGUAUCAGCAAGUUCUUGCAGAAAGAGAUUCAGCUAUUGUUGUCCGGGACAAGCUGGAAUCACUAUGCAGGGAGUUGCAACGUCAAAAUAAAAUGCUAAUGGACGAAUGCAAACGGGUCUCAACUGAGGGACAAAGCCUCAGAACAGAGUUGUCAGUUAAGUUUCAAGAUGCAAUCAAGGAUGUUAGCAAGAAGCUAGAAGAGCAAAAGAAUGAAUGCCUUGCACAGCUGAAAGAGAAUGAAACCUUAAGGAAUAAACUGAAGCAGCUUGUUGAUCAGUUUUCUCUUUCCGAACAGCAAUUUGCACAGAAGUUGAAGCAGAAAACGCUUGAACUUCAGCUUGCUGAUCUGAAAACUAAGCAAUGUGAGGAGAAAUUGAUUCAGGAACAAACUCAAAUGAAAGUAUAUGCAGAGCAAAUUUCACAUUUAUUGUCAACAGAAAAGAAUCUGCGUUUACAACUAACAGCCGAUGGAGAAAAAUUUCAGCAAUUCCAAGAUGCAUUAGUAAAGAGCAAUGACGUAUUUGAAACCUUCAAACAAGAAAUUGAGAAGAUGACGAAAUCCAUCAAGGAACUCAAGAAGGAAAAUUCAUUCCUGAAGAGCAAAUGUGAGAAAUCGGAUGUUACUCUUAUUGAGCUUCUUGAUGAGCGGGAGGGCUUGAAGAAACAGCUGGAGAAAACGAAGAAACAGAAAGAAAAGCUCGAAUCCUUGUGUCGAUCGCUUCAGGCGGAAAGGAAGCAAAGUUCCAUGGGAAGCAAUACCUCUGAUUCAACUUCUUUGUGAAGUCUAACCUAUUCUGUAAAAUAUGAUUUGCUUGAGAGGAUUUCAAUACACUAACUCUUAUAAUUUACUGUCUUUAAGCUGAGGAAUUAGUUAUGUUAUUAUUUUAAGAUUACCAUGUCCAUCACUGUCAGCUUUUCUAGGAUUAAAAAUGAAUUUUAUUGUAGAAAAAAAACGAAAAAGAAGAAGAAGAAAGUCUCUUGUUUCUAAUGAACUUGGAUUGAGUUGAAGCUGAGGAGAGUAUGUUGAAAGUAACAUUUUGUAAAUUUCUAUUUGAGGCUUGACAUAUUGAGCUCCUCUCUGUGUCCAA